Brachypodium distachyon (stiff brome) is the source of this 453-nucleotide messenger RNA. RefSeq lists its product as uncharacterized. The record is from RefSeq and is a predicted model, not a curated record. The coding region runs from base 1 to 453 and encodes 150 amino acids. Gene Ontology annotation, molecular function: cysteine-type endopeptidase inhibitor activity. The transcript has a single exon. Lineage: Eukaryota; Viridiplantae; Streptophyta; Magnoliopsida; Poales; Poaceae.
AUGAUGAUACCUGCAACCUGCUCCAUCGUAACCGCUAGCAACAACACCUUGAUUGAUUCAUCUCAGAGCUGCAAAACUACAUCCAUCGAGACCACCAGCAAUAUGAGGACCUCUAGCCGCCUCCUCCUCCUUGCCGUUGUCACCAUCGUCGCCGUGGUUUAUCCAGUUGCCACUUCCGCUGAGCAGCCUUGGUACCCGAUCGACGGAGAGGACAUCACCAAACCAUUCUUCCAGACCCUCGGCAAGUGGGCGGUGACGGAGCACGUCAAGCAGACGCAACACUUUCUCAAGUUCGACAAGGUGUUUAGCGGCGAAAGGCAGGAGUUAUCGGAAGGCAUGAAGUAUCACUUUGUCAUCAUUGCAUUGAACGGAGGCGGCAAUACCGGUAGGUAUGAUGCGGAGUUGAUCGAAGGCAACCCACGCAGGCUCAUCUCCUUCGCCCCUCCAAACUAA